AACAAUCGGGAUCGGAGUCUGAAAUGGAUGGGCGGAGCUGAAUUUACUCUUCUAAUUCUAAGAAUGGGGUAUUUUUGCAUAAGGUAGACGUAAUGACAUCUGUAAAGCUUGAAGGAAGACUGAUCACUCCAGCAAAAGUCGAAGGGCUAGCUGAUGUAUAUACAACAACAAAUUUCACACUUUUAAAAUCAAGGUGGAUAUCUGAUGAUGAAGUGUCUACUUGUCAGUGGUGCAAAAAUAAGUUCAAUCAGCUGAGGAGGAAACAUCACUGUAGGCAGUGUGGAAAUGUGUUCUGCAGCAAAUGUUGCAAUGAAAAGAUUCCGUUACCACAGCUUGGUAUAGAGGAUCCUGAGAGGGUGUGUGAAUCAUGUCGCCCUGUCACAGAAUUCAUCACAAAAUCACGGUCUCCCCUACAGAACUAUAAGUCCGAAGCUGCUGUUAAUCUGGUGAAUCAGUGUGGAGAAAUCUCAGGACUCUGCAAGGUUGUUGAGCUUGGUGGUGUCCAGACAUUGAUUGUGUUAGCAAAGAAUGAAAGUCUGAGUCCUGUUAUACAGAGUAAAGUUAUUUCUGGUCUCCAGAUUCUCUCCACUCAUCAACCACUUCACAAAUACCUGGCUGAGGCAGGUGCCAUCAAGGCCAUCUGUAGUAUCUUGACAAAAACAGACCUGUCCUUUGAACAGACAUUGGUGGAAGGAAUCAGUACCUUGAAAAUAUUCUGCAGACUUCCUGAUCUAAAGAGUAAAGCUCUGGAGGAUGGCGUCCUGGAACCUGUACUGAGAUUGAGCUGCACUUCUCACUGUAACGCUGUGUCUCUGGUUGCAGUGAGCACGCUCAGUCUGAUCGCUGAGGAUACAAAUACUCACAAGAUGAUCUUGGACAGUCCACUUAAUGUCCUGUCCUCAGUGUGCUCACUGGCCACAUCAGAUGAUGAACAGAUGCAGGAGGUGUCGCUGAAAACCCUUUGUUUCCUUUCUUUGGGAUCCAGCUGGCAGAAACAUAGAAUUGUUCAGGAAGACUUCACUGCGGGCCAAUCAGUAAGGAAGGCCAUUCGGGGAGAACCCAAAAACCAGCAGGUGCUCUGUAAUGCCGCCUGUCUCAUAGCAAACCUGGCCACCAGCAGCGAGGACCAGGGAGGUUUACAAGAAUUGUUGGAUGGACUGGGAGAUCUGUUGAAGCGAGACUUAACAAAUCCCGAUCUUCAGUGUCAUGUUGCCAGGGGACUAGCCAAUUUUGCCAGGUUUCAGCAAAAUGCAACAAAGAUCAAAAAUAUGUUGCCUUUGGUAAUAUUCAAAUGCCUGAAAUCAACCAACAGCCACAUCAAGAUGCACGCCAUGAGGGCAGUCUUCAAUGUUAUGUCCAUCAACCCAUCUGACACCUGUAGUGAGCUUCUCAGAGAUGGAGCAGGCGAACUGUUGGAGGGAUUGUCCCGGCUGAAGGGACUGACCAGUGCUAUACAGGACGCCUUACUAGCUCAGGCCCCAGACCUUGUCAGACCACAGUGACUAAAAUGCCCUAUGUCUUGCUUCAUCUUAUUGACUGUAAUGGCUGUUAAUGGAGCCAUCUACUUUUGCUCACGUGGUGCAUGAUCUGCAGAAUCUUGCAUUUUGUUGUUAAAACCUUGUUUGUUGAUGUAUAGUUUAUAUAGAUAAUAAAAUAAAUUGAACUGCUUAAGCGGUUUAUUACAUACA
Molecule: messenger RNA, 1688 nt
Organism: Ostrea edulis (European flat oyster)
Lineage: Eukaryota; Metazoa; Mollusca; Bivalvia; Ostreida; Ostreidae
Exons: 13
Coding region: 93-1502 (469 amino acids)
Molecular function (GO): metal ion binding
Source: RefSeq, a predicted model, not a curated record